AUGUCUCGCUACACGAGGCCCCCCAACACCUCCCUGUUUGUCAGGAACGUCGCAGACGCCACCAGGCCUGAGGACUUGCGCCGUGAGUUUGGUCGAUAUGGCCCUAUAGUAGACGUUUACAUUCCACUUGACUUCUACACUCGCCGCCCAAGAGGAUUUGCUUAUGUUCAAUAUCCUUUCUUUUACUUCAUAUUUGAAGAUGUUCGUGAUGCUGAAGAUGCUCUUUAUAACCUUAAUAGAAAAUGGGUAUGUGGCCGUCAAAUUGAAAUACAGUUUGCACAAGGUGAUCGCAAAACACCAGGCCAAAUGAAAUCAAAAGAACGUCACCCUUGUUCUCCAAGUGAUCACAGGAGAUCCAGAAGUCCUAGUCAAAGGAGAACUCGAAGUAGAAGUUCUUCCUGGGGAAGAAACAGGAGGCGGUCUGAUAGCCUUAAAGAGUCUCGACACAGACGAUUUUCUUACAGCCAAUCUAAAUCUCGUUCCAAAUCACUACCAAGGCGGUCUACCUCAGCAAGGCAAUCAAGAACUCCAAGAAGAAAUUCUGGUUCUAGAGGACGAUCAAGGUCCAAGUCCUUACAAAAAAGGUCCAAGUCAAUAGGAAAAUCACAAUCAAGUUCACCUCAAAAGCAGACUGGCUCAGGAGCAAAAUCAAGAUCACAUGGAAGACAUUCUGACUCCAUAGCAAGAUCCCCAUGUAAAUCUCCCAAAGGGUACACCAAUUCUGAAACUAAAGCACAAACAGCAAAACAUUCUCAUUUUCGAUCACAUUCCAGAUCUCGGAGUUACCGUCAUAAAAACAGUUGGUGA
This is a messenger RNA of Orycteropus afer afer, 807 nucleotides long. It is a transcript of the gene SRSF12, whose product is annotated as serine and arginine rich splicing factor 12. The record is from RefSeq and is a predicted model, not a curated record. NCBI's taxonomy places the organism in Eukaryota, Metazoa, Chordata, Mammalia, Tubulidentata, Orycteropodidae. The transcript is spliced from 5 exons. The coding region runs from base 1 to 807 and encodes 268 amino acids. Gene Ontology annotation, molecular function: RNA binding.